AUGCCUCCCAGGAUGCUAGUGGCACCACUGCCACUGCAUUUCCUGUUGGCAGCAGUGAGCAGUGAACACCGAAGCGGCAGCAGGCAGUGGCAGCAGGCAGACCCAGGCAGAAAUAGCUCCCGCGCGAUUCACUGGAGCCUUCCCAGGGCCCUGGUCCUGGCUACCGGGAGUCGCGCGUCCGGAUCUCAAAAGCGGCAGAGGCCACCAAAGGUGACUGACCAGGCAUCUGUGGCCCUUGGUGGCACACAGGGCCAUGCCGGGCCUUUCCCAGCACAGCUGUGCUGGCAGCUGCUCCCUGGGGUUCUCCAUGGAGUGCUGGAGUCCUCGACUCUAUCAGAAAUGAUAGGACUGCCGAGCGCGGUGGCUCAAGUCUAUGAUUGUAACAUGAAGUCCCAAACUAUUUCUUUCCAUCUGUGUUUCAGAUUAUUUGAAUAUAUUUUGCUGUAUAAGGAUGGAGUGAUGUUUCAGAUUGAGCAAGCCACCAAGCAGUGCUCGAAGAUGACCCUGACAGAGCCCUGGGACCCUCUUGACAUUCCUCAGAACUCCACCUUUGAAGACCAGUACUCCAUCGGGGGUCCCCAGGAGCAGAUCAUGGUCCAGGAGUGGUCGGACAGAAAGUCAGCUAGAUCCUAUGAAACCUGGAUUGGCAUCUAUACAGUCAAAGAUUGCUAUCCUGUCCAGGAAACCUUUACCAAAAACUACAGUGUGAUAUUGUCCACGCGGUUUUUUGACAUCCAGCUGGGUAUUAAAGACCCCUCGGUGUUUACCCCUCCAAGCACGUGCCAGAUAGCCCAACUGGAGAAGAUGAGCGAAGACUGCUCCUGGUGAACCUGCGCAUAGGGAAGUGGCAGCAUCGGUUGUCAGCCCCCUGUGGUCCCAGCUGGAGAUAGAUAGAGACUAGUCAAGAUGAGAAUGCUAAUUGGAGAGAAAUAUAAUUUCAGGAAGAUGCACAUUGAUGUGGGGUUUUGAUAUGUCUGAUUUUGACUGCUUAAGCUAUGUUAACAGAAGAAAAUUGAAUGGCGAGGGUGUGGCCAUAUCAGCUAACUGUGGCUAAUAUGGACACUUUGGGUGUUUCUAAUGCCUGUUCAGGGCUGGUUUUCUGCAUGCACAGGUAUAUACACAAUGCAGUGCCAUGCAAACAGUGAGGGGUCAGUAAGAGAAGUUUGUCUUGGCAGUAAGUAUUUAUUGUUGACGUUAUUCAGAAUUGGUGGUGAUAAUAAAAAGCAGAGGGAUUUUGGUCAAUUUUAUUAUUAAUUCUUAAGUUCCCUGCAGAGAAUGCCCCAUUUAUUGCUGCACCAGGGUGGGCAUUGCUCCCACUGAGCCCUACUCCACCCUGACCCUGCACUCCCUUGGUUGCCAAAACAAUGAAACCUUAAAUCCCUUCCAGACUGAAGAAUUGUAUGGCAUGACCCAAUUGAUAUAAACAUUUGGAAGGAAAUGAAAAGCUAAAAUAGGAAAUAAUUAUUCCUCUAAAGAAACAUUUUAAGCAAGACAGUUUAGAGAAUCCUAAUGUCUACACUGGUAAAGCGCGAGCCAUGUAAGCUUCUUUUUUUUUCUAUGCAAGAGUAUUGAUGUAUGUGCGGAAUCUUCACAGACUUGUCAAUACACAGGCACUAUUCUAAAAUAGCACUGAACUGGGGAUCAGGAUACUAUUGUCUCCUAAACCCAGGACUAGAGUUCCCUUGUACUCUCACUCCUUUGGUCAUUAAAUGCACUGGACUUGCCCUCGCUUUGGCCUUCCUAGAACGCUGCUUCAUAACCUGUCUGUCUGACUUCUGCAUCUCCUUCCAUGUCAGCUCAUUCACAAGAGCUGCUCCCAAGCCUGGAUGAGUUGCACCUUGCAUCUUGAGCAUGCAUUUCUCACAAUAAUUAUUAAACUGUGUGAUAAUUUAUGCUUUCAGGACAUUGUCAUCCAUUAUCUUGGCUGUGAGCUCCUUGGGUACGGGUACCUUGUAUGUUUACUUUUAUAUCCCUAGCACCAAGCAAGUGCCUGGCACAUGGUCAGUGCCCUAAGUAUUUGUAGAGUGAAGAAUGCCAGCCUCUCUUGUCCCUGGUUUCCUUAUGUGUUAAAUGUGGUUGAGUUUGUCCAUUGCUAGGGAGAGACUUCCAGUAAUAAAAUUUACUAUUCUAGGUUAUUCUACUGUUACGUUUUAUCUGCCCAUUUAUCUUUUUUAGUUACCAGGAGAAAUGUGUGACACCUAUAUUAUGAUGAAAACAAUCUCAUUACUCACAGUUUAUCUAUAUUAAACAAAUCUAAUUGCAUUUUAAAGCAUUCUUUGAUAUUAUUGCUUUUGUAAUAAAUAUGGAUAAUCGUGGUUAUAAGGGAGUUAAAACAAUGCUCUAAUAAACAAAGUGCUUCAUGUGAUCAGAAUCAAA
Messenger RNA from Mandrillus leucophaeus (drill), 2376 nucleotides. It is a transcript of the gene EPDR1, whose product is annotated as ependymin related 1. Gene Ontology annotation, cellular component: lysosome; extracellular region. The record is from RefSeq and is a predicted model, not a curated record. Gene Ontology annotation, molecular function: calcium ion binding. Gene Ontology annotation, biological process: cell-matrix adhesion. NCBI's taxonomy places the organism in Eukaryota, Metazoa, Chordata, Mammalia, Primates, Cercopithecidae.